AUGACCGAUCCUAACCAAGCGAAGAAACAGAAGAUUGAGGCGCAACCUCCAAGGCCCCAGAACAUCGGUAUCAAGGCUAUUGAGUUGUACAUUCCAUCACAGUGCGUGAACCAAGAGGCAUUGGAGGCGUAUGACGGCGUGUCGCAAGGCAAGUACACUAUCGGCUUGGGCCAGACCAACAUGAGCUUUGUGAACGACCGCGAGGACAUCUACUCGAUGUGUUUGACCGCGUGCUCGAACUUGAUGAAGAACUACGAUAUCAAGCCGGAAAGCAUCGGCCGCCUCGAGGUGGGUACGGAGACGUUGCUUGACAAGUCGAAGUCCGUGAAGUCUAUUUUGAUGCAGUUGUUCGGCGAGAACACCGACUUGGAGGGUGUCGAUACCGUGAACGCCUGCUAUGGCGGUACUAACGCGUUGUUUAACUCCUUGAACUGGAUUGAGUCCAGUUCGUGGGACGGUCGUGACGCAAUCGUUGUUUGUGGUGACAUCGCAAUCUACGACAAGGGUGCCGCCCGGCCCACUGGCGGUGCGGGAACUGUCGCUCUCCUGAUCGGUCCAGACGCCCCCAUUGUCUUUGACUCUGUGCGUGGCUCGUACAUGGAGCACGUCUACGACUUCUACAAGCCUGACUUCCGCAGUGAGUAUCCAUACGUGGACGGCCACUUCUCACUAACAUGCUACGUCAAGGCCGUCGACCAGGCUUACCGCGCUUAUUCUCGGAAGGCUAUCGCCAAGGGUCUUGCAGAGAAUCCAGCGGGCCCAGAAGCCGUGAAUGUCGCCACCUUCUUUGACUACAACGUCUUCCACGUCCCCACCUGUAAGUUGGUCACCAAGUCGUACGGCCGUUUGCUAUAUAACGACUUCAGAGCCAACCCAGAGCUUUACCCAGAAGUCUCUGCAGACCUCGCUACGCUUGACUACGAAGCCUCGCUUGCUGACAAGAACAUUGAGAAGACAUUCGUGGGUCUUGCUAAGCCCCUCCACAAAGCGCGUGUUGAGCCAUCCCUUGUUGUCCCAACCAACACUGGAAACAUGUACACGGGGUCCGUGUAUGCCGCAUUGGCCUCCCUGCUCUACUAUGUGGGCAACGACGCCUUGCAGGGCAAGCGCAUUGGCCUCUUCUCAUACGGUUCGGGUCUUGCGGCUUCCUUGUUCUCCGUCCGCGUCCUGGGCGACAUUAAGCACAUCACCCACAACUUGGCGCUAGACACUAAGCUUCAAAACAGAAAGACAGAGACUCCAGAGGACUACGAAAAGGCCCUCGCUCUCCGCGAAGCUGCCCACCUACAGAAGGCUUAUACCCCACAGGGCUCUCUUGACCUUCUGCAACCAGGCACCUACUACUUGACUGCGGUCGACGACAGAUACAGAAGAUCCUACGCCGUUAAGGAGUGA
This is a messenger RNA of Eremothecium gossypii ATCC 10895, 1395 nucleotides long. RefSeq names its product hydroxymethylglutaryl-CoA synthase (gene ERG13). The record is from RefSeq and is marked provisional. The transcript has 2 exons. Bases 1 to 1395 code for a protein of 464 amino acids. Lineage: Eukaryota; Fungi; Ascomycota; Saccharomycetes; Saccharomycetales; Saccharomycetaceae. Gene Ontology annotation, molecular function: hydroxymethylglutaryl-CoA synthase activity. Gene Ontology annotation, biological process: acetyl-CoA metabolic process; ergosterol biosynthetic process.